Prunus armeniaca (apricot) is the source of this 1416-nucleotide messenger RNA. NCBI's taxonomy places the organism in Eukaryota, Viridiplantae, Streptophyta, Magnoliopsida, Rosales, Rosaceae. The record is from the annotation of a GenBank genome assembly.
AUGGCAGUAGCCUCUGAAGGCACCUCUAUAGAGUACACGCCGACAUGGGCACUUGCCACCGUUUACUCCUUUAUUUUCACCGCCGUCUUCCUCCGGUACUCCAUCCAUCUCCUUGCCAACAUACAGUUGAUGUUUCUGGGAUUUGCAUCACUUUUAUUGGCACUAACCCAAGAUUCUAUAUCCAAAUUCUGCAUACCAGCCAAGCUAGUAGACACCAUGCUUCCAUGUCGCAAAAAGGUUGCACCCGAAUCAACUCGAAAAGAAGAAGAUGCUGAGCACUUUGGGGCAAGAAACUUCUCGACAGGAGCAGGUGGUUCGUAUGGUGAAAUUCAUAGGUUACUUGCAGAGGAAGCUGUUUCUGAUUCUUGCAGUGAUGGAAAAGUACCUUUCAUGAAAAAACAUUCUCCGCAUCAGCUUCACAUACUGAUUUUUGUGCUGGCGGUAAUUCACAUUGUGUAUAGUGUUCUCACCAUGGCUUUGGGAAGGGCCAAGAUGAGGAGCUUUCAAGCUUGGGAGAAAGAUGCUCAAGCUCAAAAAAUGGGCCAGCACCAAGUCGCCCAUGAUCCAAAUCUAUUCAGAUUUACAAGGCAAACAACAGGUGGAAGACGGGACAUGAAUUCCUGUACAGAGAAUAGAGUUCAGCUAUGGAUUGUGAGUCCCUUUGAUGAUCUUGAAGAAGGAAAAUGUUUUUCCAGGCAGUUCUACAACUCAAUAGAAAAAGCUCACUAUCUCACCUUGAGACAUGGCUUCAUAUCGUUAAGCCUAAUAGCGAUGCUGAAUCGUUCUGCUGACUCACCUGUCAAGCAGGCACAACAACUUCAAUUUCCAACAGUACAUACAGCUAUCCUGGGAGGAAGAUAUUUCAGGAUUAUGGUUUGCGUCAGCCCGUUAAUGUGGUUUCUAGCAGCUGCUUUUAUGCUGUUGGAUGUAUAUGGCUGGUAUGUGUAUCUCUGGAUAUCCUAUGUUCCAAUCUUGGUCGUUCUGGUGUUAGGAACCAAACUUGAACACAUUGUUGCAACAAUGGCUCUUCAAAUUAAAGAACAGAACAGUGCAGUUUCCGAAACACCUCUUGUUCAACACGAUGAUCUCUUCUGGUUUAGGAAACCAAAAUAUGUCUUGGUGCUGCUACAUUAUACUCUCUUUGUGAAUGCUUUUGAGUUUGCCUUCUUCAUUUGGGUUACAAUCCAGUUCGGGUUGACAUCUUGCUACCACGAGCACACUGUGAUCAUUGUUACAAGGGUUUUCUUAGCGGUGACAGCCCAAGUCCUCUGCAGCUACAUCACUCUCCCUCUCUAUGCACUUGUGGCACAGAUGGGCUCACAAUUCAAAAGCCAUAUACUAGAAGAUAAAACAGCAGACAUUUUAAGGAAAUGGAGUGCUGAGGUGAGGCAUACAAGGACAACUUUCACAAUCUGA